This is a messenger RNA of Drosophila subobscura, 2003 nucleotides long. RefSeq lists its product as uncharacterized. The record is from RefSeq and is a predicted model, not a curated record. Gene Ontology annotation, cellular component: nucleus. The transcript has 5 exons. The coding region runs from base 66 to 1988 and encodes 640 amino acids. NCBI's taxonomy places the organism in Eukaryota, Metazoa, Arthropoda, Insecta, Diptera, Drosophilidae.
AAGCGAGCACCCCUGAUAUUUUCUAUUUAUUCAAUGAAUCCGUAAAGUGAGCAACUCCCCGUAAUAUGAAAGUAAACCCUCGCUCCUUGCGUGGAGUCCGCGAGUGCAACAGCUGUGGAGCCAUCAACGGCAAUCGUGCGCAGCUCUGCAACAACGCCGCCUGUCCACAAAACAAGAAUGUGCUCGAUGUGGUUUCUCUGGUGUCACUCAGCGCCGGGUCAACCAUCUGUUCGUUGCGCACUAAGGUGCGAGAGACACCUAGAAAUUUCGUGGUGAUCCAGGAUGUUACUCUAUCGCUGCAGCCGAAUGCUGCUGUGGUGUUUAGCAAGGCCAUCUGCUAUGUGGAGACCUGCAGGAACGCCAGCGCCAUCGAUUGCCAGCAUGUGAAGGCUUGCCGACAGCUUGGAUCGGCUAUACCCAUGGCUCAGGUGUACAAGGUUUCGCGGGAGGUACUAUGGAAUUUAAAUAUCGGACAGGAGCAGAAGCAGCAACUCUGGCAGCAGUACAAGUUUGCCGAGGAGCAGGAACAGCUGCCGGCAGUGCAGCGUCUGAAUGCAACAACCUUUGCGGUAAAAUGCGAGCGCUCGGAUUCGUUUCCGACUGCUAGGCUGCAUGUGACGGCCCUGGCCAACGGCGUAUCCCCCAAGAAGGGUACCAAUGCCUGUGCCUGUCGCAAGCUGAAGAUAAUUGUGGAGCCAGACAACUCGCUGGUCAUGCAGGACGAGAUCUGCGAUCACUUGCUGUUGGUGCUAGCUGGUAUACUCAGCUCGCCGCAGGGCAAACGAGUCUAUGGCAACUUCACCAACAGCCUAAAGACCUUUUGGAUGCCAUCCAGGCUGGAGACGCCGCUGGGCGAGGGCACACAGGAGGAUUUACGUCUCAGCCUGAGCAUGGUCGAUGAGUUUGAUCCACAGGUGGAUAUACUUGUGUUUGGCGAUCAUCUUGAUCUGCCCCUGCCAGACCUGUCCGAUGGCGCGUUCAACUUGGACAGCAUGCAGGCAGCCACAAGCAACCACAGCACCAGCAACAGUAGCAGUGCCCUCAUCCACUAUGCCAAUGAUUCGCAGCUCCUAUCGAACUGCGAUUUGUUCGCCGAGCCAGAGGAGCAGCACAUCCAGCUAACGGACUGCAAUAUCGAGCUAAUGGAUCAGUAUCAGCCCACGAAUCAGAUUGAUCUUGACAUCGAGCUGCCAAGUGAGCCCUACAACCGACUUACCGCUCCUUCCAUUUUUUCGGAGACGACGCCAGCCGUUGUCGCCGAACAACUGCCGUCGCUUGAGCUGCCUACGAUAGCGGUGGUCAAGAAGGCCAUCAAGGCAACUGAAAUCGUAGACGAGGUUAAAAGCCGCAAGCAACCUCCUCUUCCUGCCAAACGUGAUUUGAUUGUCAAUAGACCGUCAUCGCCGGCCAGCAAAAGUCUGUGUGUGGAUGCUGACGUGCAGCCAGCGUUGGCCUAUUCGGCUUGGCUGGACCAUGUGAUAGAGCUACUCAAUGAUUGCCUGGAGCCAGUGUGCACCACCGAGCCAGGGCUCUCGACACGCUCCAUACAACAGAGCUUUCAUGUGCACAAGGAGACCUUCUCGCACUUUUGCAAAAGCUUCAGUGCUGGCAUAAAGAGGCGUCCCGUCCACGAGGUUGCUAAGAUUGCCUCGGGAAAAUACAAGGGCUUGCCCAAAUACGUUUGGCAUUUCACAGCUGGUCACACGGUUACGCGCAUCUUCAGCACCUCUAACAUUAAAAUUCAGCUUUCGAGCUGCUUUGAGCGUCAUGAGGAUGGUUACUUUUUGCCUUAUGUGCGGCCACCCAUCGAGCAACUGGUCCAGGGCCAGCCCAAAAAGCGUCAAAUUUAUACCAGGCUGAAUCUGUGGGUGGCUAAAAUUGUGUUGGAAUCCGGCCUUCUGUUAUCCUGGACCCCGGAUGUGUUGCCUCGAAGCCACUUCGGCCUCAUGACUGUGGAAUUUACGGUGGAAACACGUUCACCCAGCUAAUAUGAAGCAUUUGUU